CCUGGCUGGGCGCGGCGCGGCCUUUGCACUCCCGGGCCUGCCGGCUUCGGCGAUCCGGGGCUCAUGUCUCCCUCGCGAUGAGCCCUUGUCCAGGCCGUUCCUCCCGCCCGUAAAGCCGGCCCCUACUCUCCGCCCUGCGCCCCCCUCUCCGUGAUGUGUCCACCCUCUCCUCGCGCUUCGGGCGUCCGUGGGAACAGACCCUGCGAGCAGAUGGCCCCUCGGAAAGGCGGGGGUCCCACCUGGAGACUCCAAGGAAGACCCACGGCACAAAAAUGCCAUCACCCAUGGGCCCCCUGCACGUGCCCCCACUGGACCCCCUGGCCACCCUAGAGGAGCCUGAAGCUGCGCGCCUGCAUUUCCGGAAGUUCCGCUACCGGGAGGCGGCAGGUCCCCGCGAGGCCCUGGCCAGGCUGCGUGAACUUUGCCACCAGUGGCUGCAGCCUGCGGCGCGCUCCAAGGAGCAGAUGCUGGAGCUGCUGGUGCUGGAGCAGUUCCUAGACGCGCUGCCCCCUGAGAUCCAGGCCUGGGUGCGGGAACAGUGGCCAGGCAGCCCCGAGGAGGCCGCGGCCCUGGUAGAGGGGCUGCAGCACGACCCAGGACGGCUGCUGGGCUGGAUCACGGCUCAUGUGCUGGGGCUGGGGGUUGUCCCAGCAGCCCAGAAGACGGAGGAGUCCUUGGGGAGCCCCCAGCCCUCAGGAACAGUGGAGCCUGUUGAGGCCGCCCCUGGGGAGGAGACACAGAGCCCCCAGGUGGAGGAUCCCAGCCAGCUCAGCUGCAGCGUGAAGGAGGAGCCAGAGGCCGAUGGGCAGGAGAUGGUGCGUCCUGGACCCCCGCCUCCAGCCCAGUCUUCCAGGGGGUACAUCAGGAGCCAGGAGCCAGCUGCUGUGUCUUUCCUCCCCCCCAGGAUUCAGGGAUGUCGCCCCCCGGGCUGGAGACGCGAGCCCUUUCAGGGCCUGGAGCUGAGCCUCCGGGGACCGGGGUGCGCCGAGGCCCUCGCCCGGGCGACGGGAGUGAACGCCAACUUGAGGGGCCGCCCGGCGACCCGGGUCCUGUCUCCGGGGAAGGCCGGGCCGGGGCCGCCCCGCCGCUGCAGGCGCCUGCGGGCUCGGGGACGCCCCCGGGGGCCGGGCUGGAGCCGGGCGCGCCGCGGCGGAAACCCUACACGUGCGAGCAGUGCGGCCGCGGCUUCGACUGGAAGUCGGUGUUCGUCAUCCACCACCGCACGCACGCGGGCGGGCAGGGCGCGCGGGCCCCGGGGCCGGCAGUCGGCGCCGCCGAGAGGCCGCCGCAGGGCCCCUGGGAGCCGGGGCCGCCGCGCCACCUGCGGCGCGCGCUCGGGGGUCCCAGGUGCUACUCGUGCGAGGAGUGCGGGCGCAGCUUCAGCUGGAAGUCGCAGCUGGUCAUCCACCGCAAGAGCCACGCCGGCCAGCGGCGCCACCAUUGCGUGGACUGCGGCCGCGGCUUCGACUGGAAGUCCCAGCUGGUCAUUCAUCGGAAGAGCCACCGGCCUGAGGCCCCAUGAGGGGGGGUCCCAGAAGGGGUCCCCUGCUCCACACCCUGCCCUGAGGGUCACCUGCAUACCAGGGAAAGAAGCCGCAUCUUGGCUGUGCCUGUCCCCCUCUGAGGCCUGGGUUGCAAUCCCUGGCAGGGCGGCCUCUGCACGGCGGAUUCCCCACCUCUGACACUCCCUCCCCCUAAAACCUUGUCUUCCCGGCGCCCCUCCUUGAAGGCGGCAGCAGAAGGCCCCCGAGGGCAGGGCAGGGCCGGCCCUCUGUGGAGGAGGCGGCUACAGGUUUGUGCUGUUUGGCCUGAACACUGUGACCCUCUAAUGGUGGUCCUCUGUGUGCUUUUUAGAGUUUUGAUUUAAAUUCCACUGACCAGUUUUUGUUUUUUCCUGUAGAUAAAACUUGUUAAUAAACCCAAGUGAUGUGUCCCAUAA
Messenger RNA from Choloepus didactylus (southern two-toed sloth), 1939 nucleotides. RefSeq names its product zinc finger protein 446 (gene ZNF446). Gene Ontology annotation, biological process: regulation of DNA-templated transcription. The coding region runs from base 273 to 1682 and encodes 469 amino acids. Lineage: Eukaryota; Metazoa; Chordata; Mammalia; Pilosa; Megalonychidae. The transcript has 6 exons. The record is from RefSeq and is a predicted model, not a curated record.